CCAAAAGUCCUACGGAGUACACGUUCCUCACAGCCAUCACGACAAAAAAGAAUCUGUAUCUGUCUUCUGUCCCCUGUACUUUCUUCAUCGACAACCGCAAGCUCAUAAUGUUGCUUCAAUAUUCGUCACGAUAAUUGUUCUGCGCCAGUCGAACAACCCUCGAAGCUGUUUUCACAUCCCUGUACACUUUCGCCCGCCUCAUCCCUAAUCUCCUCCCUUCGCCGUGCUUGUCAGAAGGUGUCCCCGUCUUCAAUCAAACCACGAUUCCCAACGCCUCUGCUUCCGACCACAGCCAUCCCGACCACCGUCGUCGUCUCUUUCGAUGCGCGGCAUAGAUUGCAUGGUGUCAAGAUAGCAUCUCAGGAGAACUGCCAAACCUCCUCUUUUGUUGGACGGACUCCGGAGACACGUUCAUAACCAUGGGGCUAUUGCAACGGCUGUACAAGCGCCUGCCUUCAACGCCGGCAGUCGAAGAGUGGAAGAAUGAGAAGCCGAAGUCGGUAUCACGAUUAUCCUUCUUUCGCAGGCGCAUCAAGCUGAAAGGAAACUCUUCGAUAUCAAUACCGCUGGGAUUCCUUUUACUAUUUCCCAGUCUGGUCGUCAUUUUAAUUCUUAUCCUCGUGAUAAAACAUCCCAACUCCCCCGGACGAAUAUUAGUUCCCGCUGGGACACCGCCUUCAAUAAGAAAGAUUAGCGAGAGACACGACAAAGUAUUCGCUACUGGAUGUAUGAACCCUGAAGAGGCUGCGAAACAACCACGAGCCAAUGCCGCCUUUGUUGUAUUGGCGCGAAAUAAAGAGUUGGAAGGAGUGAUACAGUCGAUUAAAAGCAUUGAACGACACUUCAACCGCUGGUUCCAUUAUCCCUACGUAUUCCUCAAUGACGGUGAAUUCGAACAGGACUUCAAGGACACCAUAACUAAUUACACCUCCGCUCCCGUCGAAUUUGGCAAGAUUGACAACACAAUGUGGGGUUACCCAGACUGGGUUGACCAUGAGGUUGCAAGGGAAGGUAUUCGGAAGCAGGGAGAUGCGGCCAUCAUGUACGGUGGCAUGGAAAGCUAUCAUCAUAUGUGUCGCUUCUACUCCGGUUUCUUCUACAAGCAUGAACUGCUCCAAAAGUAUGAGUGGUAUUGGCGCUUGGAGCCAGAGAUCAAAUACUUCUGCGAUAUCACGUAUGAUCCAUUCAUUGAGAUGGCACGAGCCAACAAGACUUACGGCUUCACAAUUGCCGUCAAAGAACUCAAGGAAACGGUACCCAACAUCUUUCGAUACGCCUCGGCCUACAAACGGAAGCACAAUAUCAAGUCAAAGGGUCUGUGGGAGAUGUUUGUGGAGCCACAGCCUGAGAAGCAAGACAGUGGGGACGACAAAAGAGCAAAGACGCUGCCUAAUGAAAUUCUUCAGACUGAACCCGGCCAUCAAAACAUUGAGGAUAUCGACCCCGAAAACAUGGAGGGCGAAAAGUACAACAUGUGUCAUUUCUGGAGUAAUUUCGAGAUCGCCAGACUCGAUUGGUUCCGCAGUAGAGAGUACGAGGAAUUUUUUGAUAUGAUGGACAAGAGUGGAGGGUUCUGGAUGGAAAGAUGGGGUGAUGCACCCAUCCAUUCCCUUGCAGCAGGCGCACUUCUCGCACCUCGCGACAUCCACUACUUCCGCGAUUUUGGUUAUAGACAUACAACCAUCCAGCACUGCCCGGCUAAUGCUCCAGCUAGACAACUGCCACACAUUCCGUGGUACGAAAAGACAACCGAAGAUGAGAAGGAGCGUAAGGAGGAAGACGACUACUGGGCGAUGCCAGACCCGCCUAAGGAGAAUGGCGUAGGCUGUCGUUGCAGAUGUGACACUGAUAUCCGAGAUGUCGAAGGCAAAGAAGGCAGCUGCCUUGCCGAAUGGGUCGAAGUUGCCGGAGGAUGGGCUUCUCCUUAGAAGCAUAUCAGAAGCUGAGAGGAUAUUGUCUCAAUGCAAAGGAACUUCCUUGACUCGAUCGAGCAUUACAGGUCGGCGUUUGGCGUCUCCGUUUCGGGUUAGAGCCUCAUCAGGCGAACCGAAGCCAUUGAACAUGGUCGGAUAAUUGUGUGAUGGUGUUGGACCCAGUCUUUGGAUUCAGGAUGAUAACUUUGGUUGGUUCUAAAAGUCGCGGUCCGUCCAAACUCGGCAAUACAGAAAUUUAUGGCGCGAUUUGCGUCGCUUCGGUUCUUCAUGAACCACAAUGAGGAGGUGCCCUGAGCCGCCGAAGGAACGGUGGACGAAGCGGGAAAUUGAGGGCUCUCGGCCGUGUGCGUGUGACGAUUUGAAAUGGGAAACCCAGCGUCGAGUCGACGACCCCCUAUAAUAGGUUUGAUGAUGAGGACCCAUCUAUACAGACCGUACUAUCAACUGUACAUUCGAAUUGUGUGAAUACAAUGGUUUCUUACUG
Exophiala oligosperma is the source of this 2418-nucleotide messenger RNA. RefSeq lists its product as uncharacterized. The transcript is spliced from 3 exons. Gene Ontology annotation, biological process: protein N-linked glycosylation; cell wall mannoprotein biosynthetic process. Bases 420 to 1928 code for a protein of 502 amino acids. Gene Ontology annotation, molecular function: alpha-1,2-mannosyltransferase activity. Gene Ontology annotation, cellular component: Golgi apparatus; membrane. Lineage: Eukaryota; Fungi; Ascomycota; Eurotiomycetes; Chaetothyriales; Herpotrichiellaceae. The record is from RefSeq and is a predicted model, not a curated record.